UUUUGGGGUUUUUUAUGAUUUUUUUUGGAUCCCCCGGUCUUGUGUACUGUAGCGAACUGAUUGAUCAGGAGAAAAAGGAAGUGAAGAAAGAGGAAUUUUGUUGCUGGUGUUGGUUAUAGGAAGCUUGAAAAUUUUGUAUGACUUUGUUGUUGAUUGAUGGGCUUGAGGAACAUAGAGAAGAUGGUUUGCUAUCAUUUGGGGUUCUGAAAGGGACAAGCCAAGGAAAAUUUUUGUUGUUGGAGAAGGAGAUCUUGCAUGGUGGGAGGAUUGGUGGUCUCUGCUGCUAUGGCUGAUCAGGAUCUGUGUGGAGGGACUCGAUCGAAUACGGCUCCUCCGGCAGGCGAUGGAAUUUCAUUGAAUGCUGGCCUGCAUGCAGUAACUGGUCCCCAGCUUAAGGAGCAGUUUACUUUUGAGAACGACUACUCUCCGAAGGUGAGGAAACCGUACACAAUCACGAAACAAAGAGAAAGAUGGACAGAAGAUGAGCAUAAGAAAUUUCUUGAAGCCUUAAAACUUUAUGGCCGAGCUUGGAGACGGAUUGAAGAGCAUGUAGGCACCAAGACUGCAGUUCAGAUUAGAAGCCAUGCUCAGAAAUUCUUCUCUAAGGUUGUGAGAGAGGCAAGUGGCAACAACACAAGUACACUGGAACCUAUUGAAAUCCCUCCUCCUCGACCAAAGCGAAAGCCUAUGCAUCCCUAUCCCCGCAAAAUGGUGCAUCCCCUUAAUAAUGAAUCCUCAAUUCCAGAGCAGCCACUACGGUCUUCAUCUCCAAACUAUUCAAUUUCAGAACAAGAAAACCAAUCGCCAACAUCAGUAUUAUCUGCAGUUGGUUCUGAUGCUCUUGGUUCAAUUGAUUCAAAUACACCAAACAGUAGCUUAUCCCCAGUUUCCUGUGCUGGUGGUUCGCAUCCUGCUGACUCCUCAAUUUGUGAACCCAACUUGACACCUGAAGAUCAUGGAUCAACAUCACCAGCCCCAACAACUGCUGCAGCUCUUGAUGAGCAAUCUCCCAAGGUCGAGAAACUUGGCUUAUAUCCCAGAGAAAAUGUCUUCUCCGAAGAGGGUUUAGCGGAGGAAACAUCCACUCGGAGUCUCAAGCUCUUCGGAAGGACUGUACUAGUCACUGAAAGCCCCAGUCACAGACCAUCUUCUCCAACUAUAGGGAAUUCUAAAUUACUGCCAUUAUUAGACACGAAUGAUAGAAAACCUGUGCAAUCUUUGCCAUGGAACUUUAUGGCCACAGAACUGCAACAUGGGAAUGGGGAAUGCACUUGGAGUCAUUUGUCACAUGGGCCUCCUGGAACACUUUAUUGCCUGCAAUUCCAAAAGGAAAACUCCAAUUCAGUAGAAGCUGGUUCUGCUGCUCCCCUGCCAUUGUGGGCUUUUUGUGGAGGUAUGCCUUUUCCUUUGGUACCCUUUCACAAGCAGGAGCCUUUGAAAGUACAUUUGGACUCUAAUGGUGAAGAAAUACAAGAUAAAGAAAUUCACAAGGAAGGAUCCUGGACUGGUUCUAACUCUGGAUCAGUAAAUGAGGGGGAAAAUGUAGAUAAAAAUAUAGAUGGCGAGACCCAGAGUCCUCAACUUUCUUAUGAGGAAAAAGAACCACACACGGUUCUUGAGCUGAAACCAAGUGAGAAAUCAGCUUCCACAAAUAAGUGUGUGAAAGGAUUUGUGCCAUAUAAAAAACGUAUGGCAGAAAGAGACGGUCAAUCAUCAACAAUAACAGGUGAAGAGAGGGAAGAACAAAGAAUCCGCCUUUGCUUAUAGCACCUAGGCCUCAUGGAAUAACCCCAAGUUUCCCUUAAUAAGAACAGAAAUGUGUAAUUAGUUGAGGAAUUGAUCUGGGAACAGUUUCAGUUGAUGGACUCUGGCUUUUUCAAGUCAAGAUGGGAGAGAAGGAAGAAAGGAGCUUAAAAGUAGGUGUCUUCGGCAACUGUUGCGAAUUCUUGAUCUAGUUAUUUAGCAUUUUACCUUCAACUGCUUAGAUCCUUUUUUUUUUUUUUGGAAUUUUCAUUUUGGUCCUUGCAAUUAGCUCUGUUUUACCUUAUAUUCUUUUGCUUCUUUGAACUGUGAAUCCUUUAGUUCCUAGUUUUGUCCUGGCCUUUGUACAAUACCUGAAAGUAGUGGUUAUUGUAAUUUUUUGUGCUAUUAAUAAGGCAAGCAAAGCUGGGCUGAGAUCUCUAUGUUGUAA
Messenger RNA from Hevea brasiliensis (rubber tree), 2191 nucleotides. Its product is annotated as protein REVEILLE 1. Gene Ontology annotation, molecular function: DNA binding. The record is from RefSeq and is a predicted model, not a curated record. NCBI's taxonomy places the organism in Eukaryota, Viridiplantae, Streptophyta, Magnoliopsida, Malpighiales, Euphorbiaceae. The coding region runs from base 256 to 1767 and encodes 503 amino acids. The transcript is spliced from 6 exons.